AUUGCACUAUCGUAUAGCAGAUUUUACGUAAUAUGUCUGUUGUGCAGUAGUGUAGUCUAACACCUAAAAGAUGUUGCUAAAAAGGAACUUGUGGCGAGCCACGUACUCAUAUACGAGCGAAAUCCAUCUGAAACGGAUGAUAUCGUAUGAGAUACACGUACACGGUCCACGUAUUUACACGUUAAAGGCAGAUUACGUACGUGCAAAGUGCAUAUAGAUAUCUAGUGGUUUACAUAUGUAUACAUAUAUAUGUACAUACGUGUACACGUAUAUUUUUUAUACGCUGAAAAGAAGGCGACACACCGGGUACGCACUCAUACGCAUAUUACUCGUUUGGUGGGGGAUACUUGCAUGCCCCACCCUCUUUGGCUUCUCACAUUUUUAUAUAAACAUUUAGUGCAGUUCAAGACACCGUUGGGCUUGCAGUUUCUUCGGUCACUUAUAUAGUUCUAGCUUUCUAUUAAUACAAUAAAUAUUUAAAAAAUCUUUUUUAUUAUAUUAUAAAUCGUUAAAAUCUCUCUAUCAGAGUAUGUUUCCUGAAAUUCAAUAUUUUAAUUAGUGCAAAGUGGUUUGUGUCACACAUGUUAAUGUAGUGGUUAAUGCAAUGCAAGGGAAGAACAAAUAUUGUAUAAUCGUAAUGUAUUAUAAACAAAUUUCUGGAAAUUAUCUAAAAUCCUUUAGUCUUUUUUAUAUUAUUAUUUUUAAAUUAUUUGAAAUGCCUAUUCAAUAUCUUAUAAAUGCGAGAAAAGCAAAUUAGCUAAGGAAUCUACUUUUCCGCCACUUUUAUAUCUUCGAAUGGAAUCUAUCGCAUAUCGUUGACAUUCCGAUAAUUAAUUCAAAUAAUUUGAUAAUUACGAGAUCAGAAAUUUCAUCUGGCUCUCAGGCUUCUCCAUUUCUCUCCGUCAUUCUGCCGCUCGCAACGAAAGAAUCUCUACCUAGAGAGACGAGAAGAGGGGAAAGACAAGACGGAUUAUCCAUUCGCGACCGAUCGAAACCGGUGCGCUAUUCUAAGGUUUCCGCAAGCGGCUAAAGAAGCCAAGCAGUGGUCAGUAAAGUGAGACAGAAGAAACGGAAAAAGAAAGAGACUUCUCUGAGGCGAAGAGAUAUCCCUUUGAUCUAUCGUUCCUUUCUUUCAUCGUCUAUUCAUCGGUCCCCACACACGCGAAUUCUCUCCUCUCGUCUUCUCCUUUCCUUUCCGCGACGCGAUUAUGGCUCACAACGAGAGCACGAAAGAAGGUGAUAGCUCGACCGACACAAUAAUCGCGCGCUUCUCGUCGGACGAGGAGAAGCAGAAGCCUAGCGCGACUGGCACUUCUGGCGAAUAUGUCACUGCGGGUGACAGUAACUCCAGUCUCGAUACCCUGACCAGUAGCAGCGGCGCGACCCUCUUCUCCAACAUUAGCACAGACGAUCGAAAGCAAGGCAAAUUCGGUACGCUCAAGAGCAGCUUCCGCGAGGGUCGUAUAUUUAAGAUCAAGAAGAAACCGCGCGAGACCGAACCGUCCUGUGGAGCGGACACGGAACAGGGUGACAAAACUUCCUUGAGGAAGCUCGAAAUAAGGAAUGACAAAGAGAUAUCUCGGCAGCAAUCGCAACAGCUCGAGGAACCGAAACCGAUAUCCGCGAUCUUGAAGAAGAAGAAAAAGAAGAAGUCGCACUCGCUGAUGCGCAAACUGAGCUUUAAUAAAUUUCGCCUGUCCUCGGAACAGCAAGAAGCACGACAUACCCCGGAGGGUGGCGACAGUAGCCGCUCCCAGAGCCAGUCCCCACAAGAAUCGCCCGUUCACCCGAACGAGUCGAUCAAGAAGCAGGGGCAGGGGGACGACAACGUCCCGGGGAGGGAAAAGACAGUAAAGGGGGAGCUUAAGAAACCAGAAAAGCUGCUCGAGAAACCGUCAAAGACCGUCACCGUAGUGCAACAUACAACGCCGUUGAUAACCAUCAAGAGCUUUGCUCAACACGACACCGCACAACAUUCGCAGCAAGAGGAGCAAGAUAAAGUCUCGCGUUCCGACUUGCAAUGCUGUUCGACGCUUCCUUACGCGUUGUCGAGCUGGCCGGAACGUAGCAAGACAAAGCUCGCGGAGGAUGCUGCGGUCAAGACAGGCAAGACGAGAGCGAGAUCCGAUUCGGAUUCCUCGGAUCUACGUAUGACGUCGAAAUCGUCACCCGUCGAGGUACGCCGCAAGCUGUCCUUACUGGAGGAGAAACGAGCGAUAUUUCAGCGACGCUUCUUCGAUUCUUUGUCCAAGGAUACUCAUGCAAAAGACGCGGUGCUCACCGUUAGCAGUUUGACAAUCGACGACGAGCCAUCAAGCACCAUCGAUAAGGAAUUUUUUGAGCAGCGAGAAGAGGAACGAAAGAAGAGAAAGGCCCGGCAGAUUAGCGUGAAAACUUUCGACACAUUCUCUACUUUUGAAAGUGCCCUUGACGAGGAAACGGGAUUGGGUUACCUGGGUAGCAUCGAGGAAGAUUACACGGAAAGCUACAAUAGUAUGGAUGAUCAUCUCAGCAAAUCUCAUUCCGCUAUGGUGGGAGCCGUUGCUGGCCAGUCGUCGUCGAAUAAUGCAUCGAAUCUCGGAGUAGACGAGAAACGGGAGCACUUAUACAAAAUAUUAGUAAUCGGCGAGCUCGGGGCGGGGAAAACGUCUAUCAUCAAGCGAUACGUCCACCAAUUUUUUUCGCAACAUUAUCGGGCGACGAUUGGCGUCGACUUUGCGCUCAAAGUGCUAAACUGGGAUCCACAUACCAUUAUUAGACUGCAAUUAUGGGAUAUCGCAGGUCAAGAGAGAUUCGGAAAUAUGACUAGAGUUUACUACAAGGAAGCUGUAGGUGCUUUCAUAGUGUUCGACGUGACGAGAAGCGCAACGUUGGACGCGGUGGUGAAAUGGAAACAGGACCUCGAUUCAAAGGUACAACUUCCUGACGGAUCAUCGAUACCGUGCGUUUUGUUGGCGAAUAAAUGCGACCAGCAGAAGGAAGGUCUGGUUAACUCGCCCACCAAGAUGGACGAAUACUGUAAAGAGAAGAACUUCUCCGGCUGGUUUGAAACCUCGGCGAAGGAGAAUAUUAAUAUCGAGGAAGCAGCUAGAUUUCUCGUCAAUAAAAUACUUCAGAACGAUCAAGUUAUGAGAGGCAAUGGCUCUCAAGACCAAACGGAUGGUGAGCGAUUCGCGUUAAGUCAAUCGCCGACAAGCUCCAAAAAAUCCUGCAGCUGCUGACAAAUAGAUAAAUUGUCGAGCUCAAGUUCGAAAUCUCGGUCGCGAUUUUCCAUUCCUCAACCUCAACGUGUCUUUAUGAACGCCGUGAAUAUCAUAUAACGUUUUACGCAUUGCCAUUCUUCGUAAUAGGAAGCAUCUGCUUGUUGGAUUUUCGCUUUCGAGCGAGAAAUUAUUUGAUAGUAUACUCUCGACAAUUAUUUGGGCCUGCCAAUUCGACUCGCUUGAUGAGCGAACGAUAUUUUAAGUAGCUUUAUAGAUGUACAGAGCGCAUAUGAGAGCAAUAAUUUAAUAUUUAUACAUAUAUAAAA
Formica exsecta is the source of this 3529-nucleotide messenger RNA. It is a transcript of the gene Rab32, whose product is annotated as ras-related protein Rab-32. Gene Ontology annotation, biological process: phagosome-lysosome fusion; endosome to lysosome transport. Gene Ontology annotation, cellular component: late endosome; Golgi apparatus; trans-Golgi network. The transcript has 6 exons. The record is from RefSeq and is a predicted model, not a curated record. Bases 1209 to 3221 code for a protein of 670 amino acids. Gene Ontology annotation, molecular function: GTPase activity; GTP binding. Lineage: Eukaryota; Metazoa; Arthropoda; Insecta; Hymenoptera; Formicidae.